AUGAACGUCUUAGAAGAUUCUCCCCUAGAAGCUCUAGCUUUUAACUACCUGAGCUUUGAUUUCUUCAACAAUCUAUGGACAUGGCUCGCCGUUAUCUUCUGGAGGAUCCGAACACCAAACCCCGAAUUACUACCUCCUUCUAACCACGACACUCCAUCCAACAAAACCGACAAGGUUCCGGAGCUGUUGGAGCCUUGUCAUGAUAAUCAUAAUGUUCUGGCUCGUGUUCACAGUAACGGCGUAGUUAACGACGUUGACGGGGUGACAAAGGGAAAGAUGAAGGUUACCUCGUACUAUUACGAGGAUGAUGUCAUUAACACAAAAUGCGACGAGACGUUAACCUUAACGGUGGAAUUAUGGGAAGAGAGAGAAAAAAGAUUGGAGUGGUGGGAGAAGUUGUUGAAGACGAGAACGGGAGAAAGUGAGAAUGGAUGGUACACGUGUCAGGAUUUAACGGCGCUUAACGGCAACGUUGUUAGGUUUUGGGAAGAAUCUAAUAACAGCUUCAGCUAUGUUCCUCCUCUAUAG
Molecule: messenger RNA, 528 nt
Organism: Vicia faba (fava bean)
Lineage: Eukaryota; Viridiplantae; Streptophyta; Magnoliopsida; Fabales; Fabaceae
Source: the annotation of a GenBank genome assembly